UAGGAUAGGUUGAAAUAGGAUUAUGCACCAAGUUAAAUACUUCAGAAAGAAUAAGACGGGAGAACGAUACACAAUGAGCUGUUUUAUUAAAACGUAUUAUUAAACAACUGGAUCAACCUGUUAUUAUAAUUCAGUGUGCUGCAAAGAAACACUUGACAUUGUGGACUGAUGCAUCAGGAACUCAGCUGUAUGUGUCUUUCUCACUGAAACGUGAUGAUGUGGUUAGUACUAUAUGUGGCAGCCACUUUAAGAUCUGUGACUGACUAUCUGAAAAUUGGCCAUCGAUGAACAAGGGCAUGACAAAGAUGCGGAUUUUGUUCCCUCGAGUCAUGGCUACUAGUCUACUGAUGACAUCUGAAGCAGUGAAAAUGAUCGACUCCAAUGAGACACUGGGCUUUAGCUGCCUUAACUGCACUAAUGAGACAGUGUUAAAUAAUAAGACAGAAUGCAAGACCACUGCCGAUUUCCAGUACAUCAUGUUCCCUGUAGUGUACAGUAUUGUAUUUGUGUUCGCUUUCAUAACUAAUGCUAUGGCUCUUUGGUACUUCUUCGCCACCAAAAGCAUCACUUCACCAAACUGUGUCUUCAUGGUCAACCUGGCUGUUAUCGAUUUUAUAUUUGCCCUGACCUUACCAUUCAAGGUUGUCUACCAUGCUUUGCAGAAUGACUGGAUUUUUGGAGAGAUUCUCUGCAAAAUCAAUGGGUCCCUCUUCUUUGCCAACCUGUAUGGCAGCUCUUUGUUCCUGACUUGUAUCUGCAUUGAUCGAUACAUUGCAGUUGUUCACCCCAUAAAAUCACUUCAGCUACGUAAACGCAAGUACCGGAUAAUAACAUCUUGUGUUCUGUGGGCUAUCUUGGCAGCAGUCAUCAUGUUUCUUACUUUUAAGGGCCCACUGACCACUGCAUUUGAAAAUGGUAACACAGCCUGCUUGGAGAACUUCUCUUCUAGUUCAUGGAAAGGUAGAAUUUCAGGGGUUAGUCUGGUGUCAGCUGUCAUUGGCUUCAUUAUUCCAUUCUUGGUGAUAGUAAUAUGUUACCCCUUAAUUGCCUGCAAGCUGAUGGAAAAAAGUACAGCAACAAAGAACACUCAUUCAAUUAAGAAGCGAGCCCUGCGAACCAUCCUGAUUGUUUUAUUUGUUUUCGUUGUUUGCUUUGCUCCAUAUCACAUCAAUCAGAUCAUCCACACUCUGCGGCGUAUUGACCUGUUUUCAGGCUGCUCUCUCAUCCAGUUCACCUAUGCUGCCCGGCGUGUCACAAUGGCAAUGACUAGUUUUAAUUCUUGCCUUGACCCCCUGAUUUACUACUUUGGGGCUGACAGCUUCAACUGGAAAGUGUUUUGUUGUAUAAAAGGUCAACUGAUUUACAAAUCAUCCAAAACUAAUUCCACUUCUCUGUCUCAGAGAGGAUAAACUUGGGUAAAAUGUCUUCAGGUAAAAUGAUGGGCCAUCAGUUGCGGGCUUGCUUGAUCCCACUGUGUCGAAACGAUUAGACAUCUGCAUUACUUGUCAGACCUCGGUUUGCUAAAGGGACUAUACAGCAUCCCAAUAUUUCUGUAACAGUUGGAAAGGAAUGCACAGAUGAGGCAGAUGCAUCACCAUCUUUCAUUACCAUUACGCCAAAUGACAGUUAUCUCACAUUUGUGUCAUAUAUACAGGACCCUGUAGUUUUUGCACAUCCUGAAAAUGUACAAUGCAUCCCUGGAAAAGACAGAGCAUGCUGGUUACUAAAGUUGAUGUGCAAUAGUAGAAAGACAG
Molecule: messenger RNA, 1754 nt
Organism: Protopterus annectens (West African lungfish)
Lineage: Eukaryota; Metazoa; Chordata; Ceratodontiformes; Protopteridae
Product: lysophosphatidic acid receptor 6-like
Exons: 3
Coding region: 285-1409 (374 amino acids)
Biological process (GO): G protein-coupled receptor signaling pathway
Cellular component (GO): membrane
Molecular function (GO): G protein-coupled receptor activity; oxysterol binding
Source: RefSeq, a predicted model, not a curated record